Molecule: messenger RNA, 528 nt
Organism: Phytophthora nicotianae INRA-310
Lineage: Eukaryota; Oomycota; Peronosporomycetes; Peronosporales; Peronosporaceae
Exons: 1
Coding region: 1-528 (175 amino acids)
Source: RefSeq, a predicted model, not a curated record
AUGCUGGGUCAACGUGAAGAUUCUAAUCUAGACGAUCACAGGCUCGAUGAAACGUUGCCACAAGUUCUCAAUUUCCCACCAGAAGCACUGAGCGUAAGGUUGAUUUGGGUGGCAGCGACCCCAAUACCAGUGCCAUCGCAUGCUCCGUCGAAAACCCAAGAGUGCUACCAGUUAUACGUGGUGAGGAAAUGCAUGAGAGCAAUCAAAAACCUGAUAAUUCGUGCAGAAGCUGACAAGACACCAGUCACCAACGCAGACAUUGCUGUAGCGAUCUUGAAUGUGGAUACAUUUCGUGCUGAAGAAAUCCAGAUUAUGAGCGAUUGGCACAAAAGCUCAAAACUUGUUGCCAAGACAAGAUCCUUGAUAUCAUGGGUCAAAAGUGUUGAACCUGAUAACCCAGACGAGGUAGAAGAACGUGCUCAAAUUUUGAAAGAUAUCGCGUUAUGGGCACGUGAAGCUCUAUCAAUCCAGGCGGGCAAUGUGUCGGAUUUGCAGAAAUCGCUCGAUUUUGUGACCAAGGUUGGUUAA